This is a messenger RNA of Dibothriocephalus latus, 495 nucleotides long. The record is from the annotation of a GenBank genome assembly. Lineage: Eukaryota; Metazoa; Platyhelminthes; Cestoda; Diphyllobothriidea; Diphyllobothriidae.
AUGAUAAAGACGUCGUUGUCUGGAUCUUCAAAGGUCGUAAAUUUGGACCUUAGCAUUGACCCGCAGGCUGAUGUCGAACUAGCAGAGCCACCGUGCAAACGGUCUAUCCCUUCAAAGUCUGUGCCUCUAACGAAUGGUUUCAAGAGACCAUAUCCACCAGAUACACUAGCGCCACUUAAGACUAUCAGUUCUAAUUCCAAUAGCUCUUCGGAUUUUUCGUCGCUCUCUGAUCUUCCAGAUAUUAUAUCUUCAGAGAAGUUAAGGGAGAAUUUCCGAAAGCAGUACGAACGUUCUGUAAAAGCUGCAGUUGAUGGACUACUUACCCGAGUCCUGUCCUACAAUCAGUCCGUCGAAGAGCUAAGACAGGAAACAGAGCUUCUUCGAACGCGCCUUGUCAAACUAGAGGUCUGCACGAAGAAGAUCAAGUCGCUGAUAACAGAAAGCGUACGCAUUGAUAAUUUUUUCGGAUUCUUUUUCAAAUUAUUGUUUGAAUGA